ACACCGAAAGCUGCUCCUGUGAAACCAGCCAAGCCGAGCCCAGCAGCCCCAGUGAAGCCCAGUGUAGUCACCCCCAGUCAGGCUAAAGCUGCUCCCAAGACUCCUGCUGCAGGAAAGAAAGCACAGAGCUCUGACAGCGACAGCUCCGACUCAGACAGUGAAGAGGAGGCUCCUAAGGUUAGUAAAAUAAUCCUACUAUAUAGAUUGCAACCCGUCCCAUUUACUGUACAACGCACAACAUUAUCUACUGUAGCUCAAUGAUGACAUAGGAACUGCAGUAGACCAUAGACACCAGAAGUCAUUACUGCUGUGAUAGUCUCCAGCGCUGCAUUUGCUCUCUCCCCUCAGAAAGUGACACCUAAGACCAAGCCGGGGGCAGCUGCUCCACUUAAGGCUGUAGCAGUGAAAACACCAGAACCAGUGAAGUCCAGCAAACCAGCUAUCACUCCCUCAAAACCAGCAGAGAGCUCAGACAGUGACAGCAGUGAGGAUGACAUUCAUCUCACACAGGUUAAAGAAUACUCUUGCACUAUUUAGAAUGUGCAAACAGCAUUUUUCAGUGGAAUCAUGUCUCGAAAAUGUACAACUUUAAUGUUGUUUAUUGACACUGGUCUGUGUGGAUUUGUGUUUCAGACUCCUGCUAAAGUCAUAAAGGCAGCUCCCAGUAAGAUUCCAGCCACCCCUACAGCAGAGAGUUCAGACAGUGACGACUCAGACACUGAAGAGGAGGUUACUGUCAAGGUAUGUCACACAUGAGAAGUAGUCAUUAAACCAGUUCCCCUUGUCACUAAGAAAAACUAAUAUUGAGUUGGUUUUAUUCCUGAUAUAAUACCUUGAUAUAAUUAUUUGUUUCAGAAACCUGCACUGACACCCAAAGCUGCUCCUGUGAAACCAGCCAAGCCGAGCCCAGCAGCCCCAGUGAAGCCCAGUGUAGGCACCCCCAGUCAGGCUAAAGCUGCUCCCAAGACUCCUGCUGCAGGAAAGAAAGCACAGAGCUCUGACAGCGACAGCUCCGACUCAGACAGUGAGGAGGAGGCUCCUAUAAAG
Coregonus sp. 'balchen' is the source of this 1047-nucleotide messenger RNA. NCBI's taxonomy places the organism in Eukaryota, Metazoa, Chordata, Actinopteri, Salmoniformes, Salmonidae. The record is from the annotation of a GenBank genome assembly.